Molecule: messenger RNA, 2582 nt
Organism: Trematosphaeria pertusa
Lineage: Eukaryota; Fungi; Ascomycota; Dothideomycetes; Pleosporales; Trematosphaeriaceae
Product: P-loop containing nucleoside triphosphate hydrolase protein
Exons: 5
Coding region: 195-2426 (743 amino acids)
Molecular function (GO): ATP hydrolysis activity; ATP binding
Source: RefSeq, a predicted model, not a curated record
CCGCCCUCAGUUCGCAAACUCUCGACAGAGCUAACGACAGAUCAAUCUUGUUAGAUAACCCCAACGGCAGCCGUUCAGUCUACCUUACACUACUGCCUGGUGUCGAAUGUAAAACCCGAAUGCCUCUGGAAUAGCAAAUCUUAGGUUAAUGACCCGAAUUGUGCGCGGACUGACCGACAGCGACCGCGUCAAACAUGCCAGAACGGGCUGGUCUAGGUAGCAUUGGCACCAACAACAAUGACGGCGAUAUCGACGUCGUCACGAGCGCCAGUCUUCUCAGCUGCCUCAACAUGAACUUCGAAUCCGAUGCUCAGGCGACCGCGGACGAAAGCCCAGUCGUGGAUCAGGCUGACGAGGAAGAGAGCCAUCCUUCAAACAACGAAGAUCCAGCCUCAGCUCAGGAUCCGCGCUGCAUCAUCGUCCACCAAGUCGACUGCGCCGGCUCCUCGCCAGCCCACUCCCGCCACCCAGAAAGCGAAUUGUUCCUCGACGCACCGCGCCUCUACAGAGGUGACAGUAAGGCUAACUCGCUUCGCGGGCGCUCACGCAUCUAUGAUCUACCCUCAUAUCUCGUAAAGCACCCCGAAAUCAGCUUCGUCGUCUACCGGUCCUACGGCUGCGUAGAAUACCACGACCUCGUGCUGGAGGAGCUCCAGAGAGCGCGGACCAGCGCGCCGGAGCAUGUCACGGGGAGGCAAGUCCUCCCGGAUUUCUUCGUCCUCGCCCGCGAUACCGACCCCGCGCUGCCGGAUCGAGAAUACAUGGAGAUCCACUCAGAGGGCCUCCGCGACGCGAUGAGCGCAGUGCAGGCGUUGCAGCCCGAGAACCAAGCACUGCUGUCUGGUUGGGAACGCGAGCACAACAUGCUGGCGCCGUACCUACACUUCUAUCACAUCCGCGGCCUCCUACAGGACAAGCGGGCGCUGCUGCCCGAAGCGCAGCAGCGGCACCUCGACCUCCUGCUCGAGUAUCUGGACAGCCAGUUCCGACGCGAAUACGACGAAGCAGACAGGAUCUUUGAAGAAGGCUACGUGACGAAGGGCCACCUCCACAAGCUCUUCGGCCCCAGCGAGGUGGUGGUGAAGGUCCAGGACGGGCAUCCCAUUGCGAUGGUGGCGAAGCACUGCCCUCUGUCUGGUUCGCAUCCUAUCAAGCUCGACUGCGAGGCGUGGGUGUUCGACGGCCGCUUCGCCAAGAGCACGAAGAAAGUCACUCUCCAGUGGCCUCAGGGUGAUUCCGUGCCCGAUAGGAUUCCUAUCUCAUCCCUCGCAUUGUACCCGCUGCGACUCGACCGGACGGGAAUGGAAGCCAGGCUGAGGAGGCGAGGCGAGAUCUUCUGGAGCUGUCGAAAGCGGCGCUUUGUGGGCUACGACGCAAGCGAGCAGACGUCCGAGUUCCAGGUGGCCAAUGGUCGCUACAUGGUUGACACGAAUAUGUAUCGGCAGCUCCAUGGCGGGGAAGACGACUCCGGCGGUGCGAACGCCGCCCGGGAGUACCUCGACCUAGAAGUUAUGGAGAUGGAUGUCCCUCCACCUGGCCAUUUCAGCCUCCUUCUUCCUCCAACAAUCCCCGGUUUUGGCUUUCACGACAAGAAAUGGAGGAGACUUGCGGUCGAGCACAUAUGUGCCGUGAUCUGGAACAAGAAGGCCUUCGAUCGACUGGUCCUCAGCGCCGACAAGAAAGAUAUCAUCGCCGCGUUAUUCAAAACGCAUGCCCAGAGCGCGAUGUCAACCGAUAGGGUCAAGGGCAAGGACAGGGGGCUAAUUAUCCUGCUCCACGGCGGACCUGGAACAGGCAAGACGCUCACAGCCGAGAGCGUGGCGGAGUUGGCGGAGGUGCCGCUUUAUCGGCUCACGUCCGGCGAUAUUGGGACCGAUCCGUCGGAUGUGGAGAAAUAUUUGGAGUCGGUUUUCUACCUAGGGAAUAUUUGGGGAGCAGCGGUGCUACUGGACGAGAGCGACGUUUUCCUGGAGGAGCGGUCCAUCGCAGACCUCCAGCGCAAUGCCGUCGUCUCCGUCAUUCUCAGGGCCAUGGAGUACUACGAGGGCAUCCUCAUCCUUACGUCUAACAGAGUGGGCACCUUCGACGAAUCGCUGAAGUCCCAUGUCCAACUAGCCAUCCACUUUCCCUCGCUCGGGACUGUUGAGCGCCGACAGCUCUGGCAGGACUUCGUCGAAGAGCUCACGGAGGAGGGUGACGGGAAGAGGGACAUCCGCAUCCAUAUCGACGAGUUGAGCCGGCACAAGCUCAACGGUAGGCAAAUAGGCAACGCGAUCCGCACGGCGCGGCGGCUAGCCUUCUACCAUGGGCAGGUCUUUAGGACCCGGCACAUUAUGCAGACGAUUGGGGUUGUCCAGGAGUUUGACGAGUACCUUAACAACGUGUAUUCCGAUGCGGAUUGGGCCCGGGAGGAGGGCAUACGUUAGGGUUUUGCUGAGGGUGGGAGUUUGCUCUAGGAUUGGCGUGAAGCAAGAAGGCCUUCCAAGGGGAUGGGUUCUGAAAGAGAAGACGGUUCGUUAAUAGUAGCGGAUAAGCAGGAAGUAACCGACAGCGCGAACUAACACUACUACCUAGGGGGCGGG